UGUAAAACAAUUCCAAGUGGGACACGCUUAACUAUUUUUUUGCCAAUUCGCCAUUAAUUCCAAGCGUCUCAGCUGUUCCAAAAAAUUUGCGAAUCCAUUAAAUGUGUUUUACCAAGCGGCCGUCGCGAUCCGUGGAUUUUAAAGGCUCUUUAGCAGCGUCAGGGAGUUAAAAACCCGACUUUGUGGCCAAGAUUGCACAGAAAUCAGCGCCAGCGUCAGCAAAAGUUUCAUUAGCAACUCGGUUAUCAGCUGCGGAAACUAAAGUCGAGAGUUGGGCAAUCCACUAGGAAAAAGUUCAGAAACCAUAGAAACCAGUUGCCAUGGCGAGUCCCAGGACGCGAAGGGUGCUCCAGGAACUGAAGCCCCAGGAUGAGAACUCGAAAUGCUUUGAGUGUGGCACCCACAAUCCACAGUGGGUUUCAGUGACCUACGGCAUCUGGAUAUGCCUGGAGUGCUCUGGCAAACAUCGCAGUCUGGGAGUGCACUUGUCCUUCGUGCGAUCUGUUACCAUGGAUAAGUGGAAGGACAUCGAGCUGGAAAAGAUGAAGGCGGGUGGCAAUCGAAAUGCCCGCGAGUUCCUGGAAGAUCAACCGGAUUGGAACGAACGGGCGCCAAUUACCCAGCGUUACAAUUCCAAGGCGGCGGCCUUGUACCGGGAUAAAAUCGCAACUUUGGCCCAGGGCAAGAACUGGGAUCUCAAGGAAGCGGAAGCGCGAGUGGGCAGCAGUAAUAGUUAUAGCGGAGGGGGAGGCUCCAGCAACAACAGCAGCUCCCAAUCGCGUCCCAGUGCAACAGGUUAUGGCGGCGGUGGAGGCUAUCAAAACGGGGGAGGCGGCGAAACUGGAGGCUAUCAACAGUACCAAACGCAGGAGUUUAAGGACCAGAAAGAGGAAUUCUUCAGCAGACGCCAAGUGGAGAACGCCUCAAGGCCAGAACACUUGCCACCGAGUCAGGGCGGAAAGUACGCAGGUUUCGGGUUCACACGUGAACCCCCACCGAAAACGCAAUCUCAGGAAAUCAUCGACUCAACGCUGUCUACUUUGGCAUCUGGCUGGAGUCUUUUCUCCACGAACGCCUCCAAGUUGGCCAACACCGCCAAGGAGAAGGCCGUCACCACAGUCAAUUUGGCCUCAACGAAGAUUAAAGAAGGAACCUUGCUAGAUUCCGUUCAGAGCGGAGUUACUGAUGUGGCCAGCAAGGUCACCGAUAUGGGCAAGCGAGGCUGGAACAACUUGGCGGGCAGCAACAUCUCCUCGCCCCAGGGCGGCUACAACGAUCCCAACUUCGAGGACAGCGCCUACCAGCGCUCCAAUUCGGUGGGCGGUAAUCUGGCUGGCGGAUUGGGCCAGCAGAGCGGCGUAAGCGACAGCGACUGGGGCGGUUGGCAGGAUAACGCCAACAACAAGACACACCUGACCAGCUCCAGUUCGUACCAAAAUCAGCUUAGCAGCAGCGGAGGAAACGCCACCGCCGGCCUCACCCACGAUGCCGACUGGUCCGGCUUCGAGUCGUCCAAUUACCAGAGCUCGGAGACGUCCUACCAGAACGCUCCGUCCGGCGGAUCGACGGCCCGCCGCAACAUGAAACUGCAGGACACGUCGCAGAAGCUGAGCGAAGGAUUCGAGAACCUGGAUGUGAAGAAUGUCAAGUCCAAGCCGGCUGCCUCUGCUUCGGGGAAUAAAGCCACCGCCGAGGACGAUGCCUGGGACCUGUUGAUGAAUUAGAAUCCGUGCGAUUGUUUUUUGUAUUUCAUUCAGUUCGUUGUGUCUACUUUGUUAUGUGUCUUGAUGUCAGGCCGAGGCUGUUGUGCGCGCAUUUAAUGUAACUAACGAAUAUGUAUUCCCCAAAACUACCGGCAUGCUCCAACUUCAAACAUAUUGUGCAACUAUUCCCAUUUAUUUCCACAGUUUAGACCAAUUUUGUAUAGAUCUACUUAACGAAUUAAUUAGCUUAAAAUAUAUAUACCAGGAUUCUGAAGGUUGCGAUGAGAUGAGAAAAUACAUAUUAUGUUAACAAGUGUA
Messenger RNA from Drosophila ficusphila, 2021 nucleotides. It is a transcript of the gene ArfGAP1, whose product is annotated as ADP-ribosylation factor GTPase-activating protein 1. Bases 321 to 1724 code for a protein of 467 amino acids. Gene Ontology annotation, biological process: regulation of ARF protein signal transduction; regulation of endocytosis. NCBI's taxonomy places the organism in Eukaryota, Metazoa, Arthropoda, Insecta, Diptera, Drosophilidae. The record is from RefSeq and is a predicted model, not a curated record. The transcript has 5 exons. Gene Ontology annotation, molecular function: GTPase activator activity. Gene Ontology annotation, cellular component: Golgi membrane.